Paramecium tetraurelia is the source of this 411-nucleotide messenger RNA. RefSeq lists its product as uncharacterized. The record is from RefSeq and is a predicted model, not a curated record. The transcript has 2 exons. Lineage: Eukaryota; Ciliophora; Oligohymenophorea; Peniculida; Parameciidae.
AUGGAAUUUAUUACAUUUACUGCAUUUGUUGUAGUUGUUGCAUCAAAAAGUAUUAGGGCAUAUAGUUCAUGCAAGGUUGCCUAGAUUUUCAUAAUAGCAUAGACAAUAAAGUAUAGAAGGUAUAAGAAUGUGGGGAUUUGGGUAAAUCAUUUGGGUCUAUGGAGUUGGCUACAUUUGAGGGUACACUUGAGGCUUGGCUUUGAGCAUUGCUAGGUAAUCUUAGUUAGGAAAACUCAUUUUUCAGAUAUUUAAAUAUAUCUCUAAGAAUAAAACACAGAUUUGAUAUUUAGAUUUACAAAAGAUAUUAUGCCAUUUCAAAGGGGCUUAUUUCAUUCUCGUACUUUAGAAUUUACGUGUCCAAUCCUGAAUAAAUGGCAAUCCAAGAUUAAUUAAGCCAAUAAAUACUCAUGA